Messenger RNA from Solea solea (common sole), 6755 nucleotides. Its product is annotated as collectin-12-like. The transcript is spliced from 25 exons. Gene Ontology annotation, biological process: protein transport to vacuole involved in ubiquitin-dependent protein catabolic process via the multivesicular body sorting pathway. Lineage: Eukaryota; Metazoa; Chordata; Actinopteri; Pleuronectiformes; Soleidae. Gene Ontology annotation, cellular component: ESCRT-0 complex. Gene Ontology annotation, molecular function: phosphatidylinositol binding; ubiquitin binding. The record is from RefSeq and is a predicted model, not a curated record. The coding region runs from base 395 to 4183 and encodes 1262 amino acids.
GGACUUUUCUCAGUCCCAGAGUUAGAGCCGCUGUUGAUGUUGUAGUGGCAUCAUCAGAGAGAGCCGAGCUGGACCAGGAUAAACUCUGACCUCAGCAUCAAGCUGAGCAUUUUUCUUCUUCUUCUCCUCCUCCUUCUUCUUCUUCUCCUUCUUCUCUUUGAAACUCCCACUUUACCUUCCCCACUUUGCGCAGACUGUUCAUUGUUGUGGCUGCCGCACUGACUGAGCCUGACCUGCGCCAAAGGAAAAGAGCACAGUGUGCACGAGUGACGGAUGGAACUUUAAACUUUUCAUCCCACGGAAACACAGGAGGACACGCUGACUGUGGAGCGAUGCUGUGGAUGUGACUUGAUAACAACACCAGUUUCUCAACGCUAGAGUCUCGUGAAGCACAAUGAAAGACGACUUUGCUGAUGAAGAGGAGGUGCAGUCCUUUGGUUACAAGAGGUUUGGUAUUCAGGAGGGUUCGGAGUGCACCAAGUGUAAAAAUGACUGGGCGCUGCGAGCAGCUAUUGCACUGCUCUACGUGCUCUGUGCGCUGCUCACCAUAGCAGUGGCUGUCCUUGGAUACAAAGUGGUCCAGAGAAUGGACAAUGUCACGGAGAGGAUGCAGAAUUAUGGAGGCAAGAUAAAUGCAGUGGAGACGGAUUUAAAGAAACUAGAUGACCAAGCCGGAGAGAAGUCAGUAAAUUCUACCAGUGAAAUCAAGACUUUCAAAUCAGAUCUGGAGGCAUUACAGAGCCAACUGAAUAAUAUUGGACUCAGGUCGACGAAAAACAGGGACAUCCUCGAUGACCUUCGAAUAACAGGAGAUGACAUGCAAAACGGCCACGUGUCCCUGCAGAGCUUUCUGGAUGGAAAUGUGGCCUCACUGCGCGGACUCAACGAAACGUUGGUCUCCUACAGCAGUGUGAUUGACGACCUCCAGACAGACACUGCGCGGCUCCAGUCGGAGCUACAGGGUCAGGUUAAAGAGCAGAGUCAGACCCAGGUUAGUGUCAGCGCACUAAACAUCACCCAGUCCCAGCAACGCAAUCUGCUCAGUACACUGCAGAAGACGGUGGAAGACACGAGCCAGACAGUGCAGAAACUGAAGAAUGAUUACCAGGGUCUGCAGCAGACAGCGUGGCAGACCCGGGCCGACACGGAGUGGUUAAAGGAAAAGGUGCAGAAUCUCCAAGUAUUGGCUGCAAAUAAUUCUGCCCUGGCCCGGUCCAAUGGAGAAGCUCUGGAUGAAUUAGGGGCUCAGCUAAGUACACUAGCCAGCCAGAUCCAGAACACUUCAGCCAUCACUGAGGGACAUGACCAGAGCAUGCGAGAGCUGAUGGACCAGCAGCGGGACCACGACAACACCACUUCCUUGAAGUUCGAUGAGGUGGAAGCUCGGUUAGACAGACACGAGAAUGACAUGGACCGCGUGACAGGGAACGUGAGCUUCGCCACGCAGCUCCUCGGCGCCAUUAGCGUCGAUCUGAAUGGACUUAGAUCAUGUGCUGAGACAGUGAUUCAACAUUCAGACCUGUUACUGGGCCUGAACGGUAGCGUGACGGACGCCAAAGCAGAGAGCAAAGAGCUGCGAGUCCAGCAGGACGAGCUGACGUCCAGGUUGGACAGAGAGGUCAACAACCUGUCCAUGGUGAUGGAGGAGAUGAAGCUGGUGGACAGCAAGCACUCUCAGCUCAUAACCAACUUCACCAUCCUGCAGGGUCCACCGGGUCCAAGGGGCCUCAAGGGAGACAAGGGUCCUCAGGGGCCAGUUGGCCAGACGGGACGAAAGGGUGAUAAAGGAGACAAAGGAAUUCUAGGAUUGGUUGGACCUAAAGGAGAGCAAGGUGCUGCUGGUCUACCAGGUAUGAUAGGUCCAAAGGGUGGAGCUGGACCGCGAGGUCUACCGGGGUCUAAAGGGUCAAGAGGUUCUGGAGGUCGACCUGGAAACUCUGGUGAAAAAGGGGACCCUGGGGCUCCAGGACUUCCAGGUAGGGAUGGACCUCCAGGGGUGCCAGGACCACAGGGGCCACAGGGGCCCAGAGGAGCAGCUGGGCCUGCAGGGUUGGAUGGGCCUCGUGGUCCUGUUGGAUAUAUCGGCCCUCCUGGGCCUCCAGGAUUACCAGGGAUCCCUGCACUUGCACCACCUCUACAUAUAAAGCCUCCUCAGCCAACUGAGGUCCCUGAACUCUUUCCUAAACCAGCAGCGGAACCACAAGGGUCUGUAUCCCGGCAGGUCCAGCUCCCUGUCGCCACCACUCCUGCACCAGGUUGCCCACCUGAGUUCAGGAAGUUUGGAGACAGCUGCUAUUACAUCUCCUCUGCCUCCCAACGACUCAACUUUGAUCAGGCCACUCAGUAUUGCGCUAACGUGUCAUCUCAUAUGCUCAUUAUCAAUGACAAUGAAGAACAGCAAUUUGUGAGAAAUGCAAUUGGAGGAAAAGGCUUCUUCUGGCUGGGCCUCACUGACAGAGAGGAGGAAAAUGUCUGGAAGUGGGUCGACGGGACUGUUCCUGUUUUCAAGAAGUGGAAGCCUGGCCAGCCCGAUAACUGGACCCAUGGUCACGAGAAGGGUGAGGACUGUGCCGGUCUUAUCCAUAAUACGAGGAGGCUGAAGUUGAGGAUGAGGUGCAAUCAUCUAAGCUCAAUGCCUCUCUUCACGACCAACCCAUUUGACCAAGAUGUUGAGAAAGCAACCAGUGAGAUGAACACAGCUGAGGACUGGGGCCUCAUCCUGGACAUUUGUGAUAAGAUAGGCCAGUCACGCACUGGGCCUAAAGAAUGUCUCCGCUCUAUUAUGAGAAGAGUGAACCAUAAGGAUCCUCAUGUUGCCAUGCAGGCACUUACUCUUCUAGGUGCUUGCGUGUCAAACUGUGGGAAGAUAUUUCACUUGGAGGUCUGCUCCAGAGAGUUUGCCAGUGAAGUCAGUAAUGUCUUAAAUAAGGGUCAUCCCAAGGUGUGUGAGAAACUGAAGGCCCUAAUGGUGGAGUGGGCAGAGGACUUUCGCAGUGAUCCACAACUCAGUCUGAUCUCAGCAAUGAUUAAGAAUCUACGUGAACAAGGUGUUACUUUCCCAGCAGUUGGGUCCCAGGCUGCAGAACAAGCAAAAGCAAGCCCCGCUUUAGUGGCAAAGGAUCCGUCCACUUCAACAAAUAAAAAAGAGGAGGAAGAUUUGGCCAAAGCUAUAGAGCUUUCACUGAAGGAGCAACGUCAGCAGCCGCAGUCAUCUCUGUCAAGCCUUUACCCAAACACCAACCAGCUAUCCUCACACAAAUCAGAUGGCAGAAAAGUCCGCGCCAUCUAUGACUUUGAGGCUGCUGAGGACAACGAGCUCACCUUCAAGUCGGGAGAAAUCAUCACCAUCCUGGACGAUAGUGACCCAAACUGGUGGAAAGGGGAAACGUACCAGGGAAUUGGGCUGUUUCCCUCUAACUUUGUCACUGCCGACCUCACUGCAGAGCCUGAGAUGAUGAAGACGGAGAAGAAGACGGUACAGUUCAGUGAGGACGUACAGGUGGAGACCAUAGAACCCGAACAAGAGCCUGUAUAUAUAGACGAGGACAAAAUGGACCAGCUCCUGCAGAUGAUCCAGAGUGCAGAUCCCACAGACAACCAGUCAGACAGCGUUGAGUUACUACAGCUUGAAGGUGCUUGCAAUCAAAUGGGGCCCCUCAUUGACCAGAAGUUGGAAGAUAUUGACAGGAAGCACUCGGAGCUGUCGGACCUGAACGUCAAGGUGAUGGAAGCUCUGUCUUUGUACGCCAAGUUGAUGAAUGAGGAUCCAGUCUACGCCAUGUAUGCCAAGCUGCAGAGCCAACAGUACUACAUGCAGCCGCCUACUAAUGCAGCACAACAGGUCUACCCUGCUCAGCCUGCAUCAGGUUCAUAUGCAAUGAGCAGUACUGCAGGGCAGGGUUACACUAUUCCCAUGGAGCAGCUUCCUGUUGUAAGCACCAUACCUGGUCAGCAUCCUCCCAGUGACGUUCAUAUGUACAUGGGCCAGCCACCGGUCUACACUGCAGCACCAGGCACCAUGGCCCCAGCAGACAUUCAGUCCUACCACAAUCCUGGUCUCGCCCCAGGCACGACCCCCACAGGCAUGACGCAGGCGCCGAGCUACAGCAACCCCACUGGCCCGAGCAUAGCACCUUCCACAGAUGCCGCACAGGCCCCCUACACACAGAAAGCCCUGCUAUAGGACCCUCGUAGAUCACAAACACAUACAGUCCGUUCACCAGACCUAAACAAAUAGUUAUCUAAGAUAAUUUAUUUUAAAUCUAUUUUACGAUUUGUUUUAUCAUGAAAUACGGGAUUGGCGGAAAUGUAAACACCAAGAAUAACCUUGACAUUUGCCAUGCAGUUUUAUUUUAUCUGGCAGAUUUAUCAGUCACUCCAGGCCUCAAAGUGGUCACAAGGUUUUAUUUGAUGAGCUCACCCCAAGUCACACAUUUUCUGAAAAUGGACACUGCUCUUAAAGUUCUGUAUUUUUGGACUCUUGUCCUCUGUGUCAUCACAUGAUUUUGAUGUGCAGACAUGGAGUGGCUUGAUCUUAAAUUCUAUUAUUUUUAUAUAUUUUUAUGUACAAGACCUGCCAUUAACAGGUUUCCUUGUAGUGACAGGACAAUUGGCAAACAAUAUAGAUAUUUGGCAACAGUUAUCAGUUAAUGAGUCAGUAUCUUUGAAAAUAUCCGGUACAUUUCCCCCAGGAAUUACAUUUUGUGCUGAUUCUAAAGAAACAUUUGACAAAUUCUUCUUGUUAGGCUUUAGUUAAAAUCAUAGGCAGUUAUUCAAUUGCAGAGGAAUUUUGUUUGUUAUUCAUACUCAUACUUUACUUUACUUGUUUAAAGACAAAAAAAACAAACAUUACUUUUGGAAAUAGUUUGAAUGAAUCGUUUUUUAUGUUUCAUUAGUACCAAGUGUUCAUAGUUCUGUCCCAGAUAACUUCUCAGAAAAGAAUGACAACUGUAACCUGUUCAACCAAAUGAGACAGAACACAAAUGCAAUUAAUAUUUGAUCAACUUCCUCAUCUACCCCCCCCACCCCCACCCCCCGGUCACGUAUGACCACCACACUACAGACAGGUGUACAGCAGCUGACACACAAAUCAACCUCAGCCACAGCCUUGUUACCCACAUGGAUUUCUACUCCAUGACUAAAAAGGGGUGUCAACUUAUGCUCACCUUGCUUUUUUUAAAUGUAUAUGUAUAGCAGGAAAUGGACAUUUGGUGAUGCUGAAAACAUUAAGCUACUACGUUCUGUAUAUGUUGUCAACUUUUAGACGUACUGAAAACUGAAGCCACUUUGUUUUUUUUUGUGGAGGAAAAAAAAAAGAAACAAGGAUUUUUGAGCAUGCACACGACUCUUGUAUAUACUGUAGCCACACGAUGACCUCAAGGUGUGGGUGCGUUGUACGUUAGCACCGCUCCGGUUGUUUGGCUCAACCUUGAGGGUAAACUCUGCGGUCAUGACGUCCCAGUUGAUUUUAGAGGUGAAAAAGCCAAAGAGAGUGAAGUGGGAGAAAAACGAGCACUUGCAUAUACUACUACGAAACAAAAUACAAAAUGACUUUCUUGUCCUUUUUCUUUUCACGUCUCCUCACCUCAUGCUGCAGAGUUUUCCCAUUUUAAAAUGGAGGUUUUGCGUCUCAGUUAUUGGAUGUAAGUUGAGCUCUGUCUCCAGUCAGGAGUUGUACUAACACACUAUAGACUUGGCUCCUAAGGGGUGAAUUCUCUGAACCUCCACGGUGUCUUUAAAGCAUCUCUUUAGUCAGUGAUCAUGUUUUUUUUUUGUAGUGCAAUUUAAUUAUUAUUGUUAUGCUAUUUUAAACUGAAAACCAGUGCAGGAUAUAUGUAUUCAGAGAAAAGUGGAAUUCUGCAUUAACUUAGUUGUAUAUUUAAAUGUCUCACAUGAGAACAUGGGCAUUUCCUGUCUGUGUUUGAUACAUGCUUAUUGUACUGACGGGUGGAAUGGUAUUAAUGUGAAAACUGAUCAAAUUGAUUUUGAAACCUUUCCCUUAAAGCUUGUUGUAACUCUUAACGGAUGCAGAACUACAGAAAUACGGCUUCUCAGAUUCUGGAACCUCUACCAAAGUCUCCAUAAGCUAUCGCGCCAGUGCUACACUGAGGGAAAAGAUCAAAUGUACAAAGUCUACUGCUUAAUGAAGGAAUGAUGAAGUAGUAUUAAAUCUGUGUAAACAGGUGUUCCAGUUGCAAGGUUAGUUUAUAUGACUAUAAAAUUGAUGUCAUUCCGGUUUCUCUCGAGGUAUGUUUCAAAUGUGCUGCUUCUUGUCCAAGUGCUGCCUUUAGAAUACGAAACAACCCACUUAAGCUCUGAAUUUGCAAACAAGAGGCCAUUUUGAUUUUUAAGCAUUAACUUGGUUGAUUUGAACAAAUUCACCCCCCUUUUUUUUUUUUGCUGCCUUUAACGUCAUACUGAAAUAAAUUAGUGUUUGUCUAUUGGAUCAAAGGCCAAAAAAAACAUUGUGUGUGGGGAAAAAAAAAAAAGUGGCUAGUUCUGGACCAACAGGUCGUCACGCUCACACCAUCCGAAGUUCACAUCUCCUGCUGGGCCACAGUGUCGAACUGCAGCCCUGAUGUAACUUUAUUAUACAUGAUUGAGAUGCUGCCUGUUUUUAAAUUUGAAACCCAAGAUUAUUGUAAAGGUUCUGUCUGAACUUGUACCCCCCGCUGUUUGUUUGUAUGUAUGUAUUCUUUUAACCAUACUUAAUUAAAUUGGUAUUCACAAUAAAACCAGGCCAAAUGUACAGAAAA